AUGAAUGCUCCAUUCCCAGAAAAGAUGAUAGAGAAAUUUGUACAGUUUAUUAUGUUAACUCUUCAUAGAAUAAGUAAAUGGAAGUAUUUGUGAAACAUGAAGAGUUGCUUUUGAAAUAGAGACAAGCAUAUGAGUAAAAACUUAAUAAUGUGUUUGAUCGAAAUUUGCAACUGGAAGAGAAGGAUAGAAGUAUGCAUGAAUAAGUACCUAUUGAUUCAAAUAGAUCUUAUCAUCAAGAUACUAGAAUGAAUAAUUGAAAAUAUAGUAAGAGAAGUUAAAGCAAUUACAAGAAUUAUAGAAAUAAAAGAAAGAGAAAAAAAAAGCAGCAAAUGAAUUAUGGUAAUAAGAACAGAAAUAACAUGAGAAAGAUAUAUAAUAAAAGUUGUUUGAAAUUCAAUAAUAGAUAAAAUAUGAAGAAUUCAAAAGGAAAACUGAUGAAUUAAUGAAUUAACUUGACAAUAAUUUAAGGAAACUUAAUCUACGUUAUUUAGAGAAAUAAGAAAGGAAAGAGAAAUAUUUAAAUGAUUUUUUAAAUUAGAAGUAAUAGACUAUAAAUACAUCGAUGCAGAUUACUGAAUCACAUCAUCAAAAUGUAUAUUCUAAUUAUUAAUAAUAAAUGAAGAGAAUUUAGGAAGUAAUUAACAUUGUUAAUGUUAGAUUUGUUAAUUAAAAUUGAAAAAAUAUGAAAAUAAAAUAAAACAAAUUAAUCAAUAGAAACUAUCUUAAAUUGAACAAUUAACUCAUAAGGCUUAAUCAAGUUUUGAACAUUAAGAAGGCAUUAAAUAUCGUUCAUAUUAGAUAUAUUAAAAUAAAUUGUAAAAAUUAUAAAAUAAGAUGAAUUAUUUUUAAGAUAAAAUCAAUUAAAUUGAAAAGAAGAGAUUAUAAUAAUUAUAAAUGAAUUAUUUAUAAGAAUAAGAAUUAAAUUAAAAAAGAAAUGAUGUAAGAGCUAAAUCUGAAAAUAUUUAUAGAAAUAAAUCUAUAAAUAUUUUAAAUAAAUAAUUGGAAAAAGAGAAAACAUUUUAAUUAGUCUAAUAAUAGAAUUAAAUUGAAUUAUAAUAAAAAUUAUAGAGAUUAAAUGAAAAAUGGUAAACAUAAUAAAAUUAAGUUUAAAAAGCUGAUCAAUUAAAAUAAUCAUAUUUUUCAUCAUUAGAAUAAAAAAUCACUUAAAGAGAUUAGAGAUUAUAAGAUUAAAUGUAUUAAAAUAAUAACUUAUUUAAAUAGAUAAAAUAAAUUAGAUAUCUAAAAAAGAAGAUUUAAAGUUAUUGAAGAUAUGGAAAGAUAAAAAAGAGAUUUAUUACUUAAAUUAGAAUAAGAUAAAGUUCCAUUUACAAAUACUUCUGAAAUGAGAUAUUUGUAUAGCACUCCAAAAUAAUAGUAAUCUAAAUUGUUUAUUACAUGA
This is a messenger RNA of Paramecium pentaurelia, 1399 nucleotides long. The record is from the annotation of a GenBank genome assembly. Lineage: Eukaryota; Ciliophora; Oligohymenophorea; Peniculida; Parameciidae.